AUGUUUUACAGUGGCCGUCACUUGAUCUUUUUUGAUGGAAAAAAUAGAGAAUUUAAUAUAGACAUUGAUUUGAGUCAUUCACACGAUUUGAAGAAGGAACUAGAAGUUAGACUAACGAAUGAUGAUGACCUUUGCUUUCUCUAUUAUUCGCGGAUAAACAUAGAUGAAUUUUCAAAAAUUAAGCAGCAGCAAGGCUUGCUAGUGAACUUCAACGAUUUCGAGCAGAAGGUGGUUGAGCUACUGAACGUUUGCUCUCAGGACGAAUCUACGGAAAAUCCCAAGUAUGCUGUUCGAUUCUCGAAAAACAGUGAGGAAACGAAUUCUGGCGUUCUGCAGAUCGUUGAAGCCACUAAUUUUAAAUAUCUUCAUCAUUUAACUCUAAAUCUUCGCGCAGCUGAUGAUGACAAACUCAAGGCGUAUCUUGUUGGCUGUAUAAAAAAACACAAGAGCGAAAGUAAUGCCCAAAUUCAUCAACUCAAUCAAUCACUGACAGAGCUUACUUCUUCCCUUAGGUCUGUGGAAGAGGCCAAGAGGUCCAUAUUAGAUGAUUUUGAAAAGUAUAAGGAAUGUUGUUCAAAUAAGGAAGCUAAUAUACUAGCUAAGCAUGAUUUGGAUAUUAAAGAAAUGGAGUCUAAUCACGCAGAAGUGAGAUCAAAACUGGAAGUGCUGCUAUCGAAGGAAAAAGAUAUGGCACGUGAGAUGCAAGAAGAAAUGCGAAGGGACUUCGAGAGUCGUUUGGAUUUGGCUUUGAGUAAUAAUAAGAAUCUACGUGAUCAUCAAUCUGUUCUUCAGACAAGUUUGGAGGAAUUACAGGAAAAGCUAAAAUUAUCAGAGGCAGAAAAUGCUUCCCUUAAUAAGGAGCUGAAAGAUUUACGUUCUCAGUUAGAUGAUACCAAGCGAACUUAUGAUUUACAAACUGAAAUGGUUAAUCAGCUGCAAUCUAACAUUUCUGUAUUAGAACAAGAUGUAGCUUCCAAAGACAAACAAUUGGUGGAAUUAAAGAAUUCGCUUGCUACAGAAGAAGAACAAAAGUCACAUGCUCUUGAGCAGUCGGAGCAUCAAUCUCGUAAUAUCCAGAGUUUGGAAAAGAUGCUAUCGUCAAAUACUGAAGAAAUCAACAAAUCCAAUGAAAUCAUCAAACGUUUACAAAACGAGGUCAAGAGUUUCCAAACAAAAGCUAAAUUACGAGGUCAAGUAGCAGCCGAACAGGAACGUUUGCUUGUUGCUAAAGACUCUGAAAUUCAGAAAUUAAACGUUGAGUUAGAAGGUAUAAAAUCAGAACUUUCAGAUAUUACAAAACGCAAUGCUCAUAUCGUUGAAGAGCACAGACAAGUUGUCCAAAAUUUGACAGAUGCUCAAAAAACAAUCAAAUCGAAUGAAGCAAUUAUUGCCUGGUUAAACCGUCAAAUUGCUGAAAACGAUUUGGGUUAUGUACAAAGUCGUCUGAAGUCGUCAAUAUGUCCAGUUAUAAGCGAACCUAAUACAUCAAAUGUAUCUUCAACUGUCACUUCAGCAAAUGCCAUGGUUGCUUCUUCAGGAAACGAGAGGUACUCAGCAUGUAAAGGUACACAUUUAUCAAAUAUACCACAAAUAAAGCCUCAACUCUCUGUUAUGACACAAUUAGUCACAUGUACAUCUCCCAUUAUGGUAUCAUCGCUGAACGCAAAUAUCGUAACAUCAGCUGAUAAGAAAUAUUCCGAAGUAACCACUAAUUCGUGUGUCAAAAACCUUUCUUGUAGAAUGAAUGAUAAGAAUUACGUGACCUGUGGUUUGAAUCCUCUGUCAACGGCUAAAAAUCAUACAAAUCCUAGGACAGCCGGUGAUUUCUUAGACCCGACUUCUACCUCCGUUAGACCUUCUGAACUGGCAAACUGUAUUAAUAAAUCUCAAAAUGUCGAAAAAGAGGCAUCGAGCAAAUAUUCUUGUACAAAUUAUGAAGAUAUUCAUCAACAGUCACUUGCGUCUGCCUAUUUCCCUCAAACAUUUUCAUGA
Trichobilharzia szidati is the source of this 1992-nucleotide messenger RNA. NCBI's taxonomy places the organism in Eukaryota, Metazoa, Platyhelminthes, Trematoda, Strigeidida, Schistosomatidae. The record is from the annotation of a GenBank genome assembly.